Messenger RNA from Ochlerotatus camptorhynchus, 1314 nucleotides. RefSeq lists its product as uncharacterized. The record is from RefSeq and is a predicted model, not a curated record. The transcript is spliced from 4 exons. The coding region runs from base 50 to 1282 and encodes 410 amino acids. NCBI's taxonomy places the organism in Eukaryota, Metazoa, Arthropoda, Insecta, Diptera, Culicidae.
UAGUUCAGUAUAAAACCAACAUCCGUACGCAGCACAAGCCUCAUCCACAAUGGCAGAUUACAGUCCAGAGGAAUUGGAAGCACCAGCUUGGCUUGACGAUAAGUUCUUCACGGAUAUUUUGCAAUCAGCUGAAAAUGAUCCAUCUAUCCAAAUCCAUGACGGUGGUAAGCUACGACCUGCUACCAAUCCUGGAGACAAUUACUGUAGUAUUAUGUUCCGUACCACGGUUCGCUACACAUCGAAUCGCCAGCCCAACGAACUGGUAGUUAAUCUAAUCAUUAAAACCACCCCAACGACCGAGGGAUUCAAGAAGGAAAUGACCAAGGAUAACACUCUGUUUCUGACGGAGAUUAAGAUGUACAGCAAAGUUCUCCCAGCCAUGUCCAAAUUGUUGGCGGACGUUGGCGAACAUUUGGAGAUACCAACAUUGAUACACGCAUCUACGCUUCCGAAUACCGUAAUCGUUCUUGAGGAUGUAUCUCCCAGAGGAUGGCUCCCUGGACGCAAAUGUAUUGAAAGCCUAGAGGAAGCUCGUUUCACCAUACGAAACAUUGCCAUGUUUCAUGCCACUUCAUUAUAUCUCCAGAAAACAACCAUGGAUCUAUCAACAAACGAUGUGAUGCAAUUGAUGACGUCCGGAGAAGUACUGAACAUUUUCACUAGGGGAUACGAUGAAUUGUGUAAUGCUGUUGAAAAAUGGCAAGGCUGUGAAGAGUUUGCUAAGAAGUUGAAAUAUUUUAACGGGUCAGUAAAAGAAAGACUACAGCAAGUCUACACUGCAAAUCCACAAUCGCUAGGCUACAAUGUACUGAAUCAUGGCGACUUUCAGUGGAAAAAUCUUAUGCACAAAAGGAACCCAGCAAAUCGUAUCGUGGAUUCCAUGUUGAUCGACUAUCAAUGCUGUCACUGGGGAUCUCCUGCCAUCGAUGUAUUGUAUCUGAUUGAUUUAAUCGUUGAUAACCAGACAAAAACAGCUUAUCGAAAUGAUAUCAUCCACGAGUAUCAUCAACAUUUUACGACGAUUCUGAACAAACUUGGCUUUGCGGAUAAAAUUCCUAGCCUUGUCGAUUUGCAAAUCGAACUACUGCGGAAGGGGUUCCUUGAGUUAAUGCACGUUUGCGUUUUUGAGCAGUUUAAACACAUGGAGCUUACAGGGUCUACAUUUGAUGAGUAUAAUGAUGGCAAAUUGAGCAAACCUUGCUUUGAAAAUCCAAAAUUCCGUGACAUUGUUCGAUCAGAAUUACUUUCACUUAUGUAUAAAGGUUUCCUGAAUGAAUUUUAAAUUAGACGAGGUAUACAUUUCCACGGAUAGAA